AUGGCUGAAAACGAAGCAUUAGAACAUGCAGUAAACGGAGCUCCGACCGACGAACCGACCCGGUGCAGACUGAGUGCGGCGGUUAAGGUUCAGAAAGUCUUCCGAGGCCACGUUGACCGGCGCAAGUUAGCGGACUCCGCUGUUCUUGAUGGACAAAACUGGUGGCAAGCGCUGGACUUCGCAAAGUUAAAUAUUUCAACGACGUCGUUUUACAAAAAGCCCGAAACAGCCGCGUCCCGUUGGAAUCGAGUCGGCUCGAAUGCUAGCAAGGUUGGCAAAGGUUUAUCUCUAGAUGCCAAGGCACAGAAGCUAAUUUUUGAGCAUUGGAUUGAAGCUAUCGACCCAAAACACCGUUAUGGGAAAAACUUGUAUCUUUACUUUGAAGAGUGGCGAAAAUCCGAUUCCGAACAACCUUUCUUCUACUGGUUGGAUCUUGGGGACGGCAAGGAGGUCGAUCUCCAAGACUGCCCGAAAUCGAAGCUUCAGAAUCAAUGCAUCAAGUAUCUCGGACCCGUCGAGAGAGAAAAUUACGAAUACUCAGUUGUGGGUGGCAAAAUACUGCACAAACUAACCGGAGAACCUCUCGACACAAACCAAGGUUCCACUUGGAAUAUUUUCGUCAUGAGCGUUUCUAAAAGACUCUACUCUGCAGAGAAAAAGAGGGGACAAUUCCACCAUUCAAGCUUUCUUGCUGGAGGUGCUACUUUGGCUGCUGGGAUGUUAGUGGCAAAAGAUGGAGAACUCAAGUCAAUCUCGGCCUACAGCGGACACUAUAAGCCGACCGAUGAUAGCUUUGAAACUUUUCUAUCCUUUCUCGAGGAAAAUGGAGUCGACCUAAGUCAAGUGGAGAUACGCGGUGUUAAAGGGGAUCAAGUGCCCGAUGGUAGCGGGAAAUUCUUGAAAAGCGACUCAGCUAUAUAUAAAAACGCGACCUCUGAGUCCGCCAACCGCACCCACAACCUCGGCGGGAAAUCAAAUCGAUUGGAAGAAACCCCACCGGAGGUAAAUAGAUUAAUUGGAGUGAAAUUGGUGAGGUUCUGCUUGUUCGGUGUCGAUUUUGUUGAUGGGGAAGGAAUUGGAGAAAAUCCAAUGCUCCAACCUUCUGAUCUCGGGGCGACGAGCUGCCAUCUUCGGUCGUCGAUGGGCAACGCGCCUUCUCAGUUUGAUGGUCGCCACUCGGGGUCUAGGGUCGCCUUGCCGCUGGCGGGUCUGCUAGUUACUGAUUCGCUAACCCGCGUUGAUAUCCUCCAGACCGUCAGUUUCCGGUCUCCGGCCAAUCGAAAAAAAAAAUAG
Molecule: messenger RNA, 1293 nt
Organism: Striga hermonthica
Lineage: Eukaryota; Viridiplantae; Streptophyta; Magnoliopsida; Lamiales; Orobanchaceae
Source: the annotation of a GenBank genome assembly